CCAGCUUCCCAAAGCAGACAGUCCCUUGGGUGAUCACUCAGCUGGAGGAUGGGGCCAGGCCAGCCACCUAUCCACUGAGAUCCAUGAAGUUAAGAGUGCGUUAGAGGACGAAAAUCUCUCUAUCAGAGAUGGAUGGGACAACGAACUUCUUUACAGAUAACUGGCUGUACGUGGCUGUGGGCGUGGGCGGCCUGGUUGUGUUCCUGGGCUCCGCCUGUCUCAUCUAUCAAUGCUGGCUCUCCAAGUCUCAGGGUUCUAGGGAAGAGCGGAGUGGGACUCCAGCCUAUUCUACUUCCUGCUCCUCGAACUUCCAGUCCUCACUCGAACAUUCUUCUACUUCAGAUACCCUCCCAGGAUCGACGAGUCGACGUCUCUCCUCAAAGCCGAGAGCUUCAAGAAAGCAAUCCAAGAGCCGUCGAUCAAACGUUACCCACUGUGUAGACACACCGGUGGAGUCGAGUCCUCGCUGUACUCUUCCACUUGGGAGAGCUCCUACGUUACUCGAAGAGGACAGCACUUCGCUCUACUCAGAUAUUGACCACUCUUACCUCACCCCGGAUACAACUGCCUUACCUGCGAGGACCCUACGUCCCAUCUUGAACGAGUCGCCCACGAUCGAUUGCAAUGCCCAUAUGCCAAAGAACAUCUUCCCAUAUACCACCAUACCCAAAGUGAACCAACGCCGAGGGCCCGCUCUCAUUCCGAAGGACCGCCCUGGGCCCACUCGUCGAUAUGCUCCAGAGCAUACCAUAAGGUCUUUCCAUACCGGACAGUCUCGUUCCCGCGUUCUCCAGGAAGGUCACCUUCCCAAGAUGAGACUGAAGACAUCCUCCUACUUGACACCAUCCACUCUUUCCCUUCCGCAAUCUCCUCUUCCCCGUCCACCGCUUCUCCUGCCUCCUCGAUUGCCGCUAGAUCCGCCAUUAUCUGUACCCAGCAAGACUGAAGCCCCGUCACCCAUUAAGGACAACAUGCAGGAAGCUACGGUUGACGUUUCAGUGCCAAGCGACAGUGCCAUGUUGAGGCUCGUGAAGAAGAACCGGGCCAUUCGACCAGUCACCAUGGCACUCCUGGAUAUCGACAAGAAGUUCAGAGUGAAGCUUAGGUUGGUCGUAGGCGAGUGAAAGUGGAGUCAUAUGUGCCAUAUUCCGUUUCAGUAAAACUGCACUUCAACUACGCUGACACUUUCAGCAGAAAUGGUUAAUAAUUAAAAAAAAAUUGACACUAAAAGUAUAUUCAGACGUGUACAUGAAUUUGUCGAAAACGAUUAUAUAUUUAAGAUUUCUCGAGUGAAAAUUUGACAUGUGAGGAAUGAAUGGUGAAUAAUCUCUAUAUGAUAAUUAACAGGUCGUCAUUGAGUACCUAUUCAAAUGAAAUGCAAAUAUCAGAAGGAGCAGCCAAGACUGUUUGGUGGAUGGAUGGAUGCGUCUCUUACUUAAAAGGAGAUAAUGUGUGAAUUACUUCAGGUACAUGUGCAGACAUCACGCCAGAGAGAAUGUUAGAAGGAUGGCGAGAAGGAACAUACAAGAUAUAUCUCUAAAUGAAUUGUGGGGUUCAGUCCCUAAGCCCAUUAUGUGCCUCUGUAACCCUUUCCACUACCGCCCACAAGAUGGGUAUGGGGUGCAUAAUAAAUUAACUAAACUAAAAAACUA
Molecule: messenger RNA, 1652 nt
Organism: Procambarus clarkii (red swamp crayfish)
Lineage: Eukaryota; Metazoa; Arthropoda; Malacostraca; Decapoda; Cambaridae
Source: RefSeq, a predicted model, not a curated record